Messenger RNA from Cylicocyclus nassatus, 771 nucleotides. The record is from the annotation of a GenBank genome assembly. NCBI's taxonomy places the organism in Eukaryota, Metazoa, Nematoda, Chromadorea, Rhabditida, Strongylidae.
GAAUUAUUUUCUGCAAAGGACUAAACCAUGAGUGUUGAGUACUAUGACUCCUACAACAACUCGUCAAGCAUGUUUUCCGGACGAAAAGUGAAGUGGAAUCAUUUUGGAAAGAAGUACUCGCUACGUCUUAGCGAUUACGAACUCGAAUAUGCGGAUCUUUAUGAUGCAUUCAUGAAGAAAGUGCACGAAAUAAGACCCGACUUUGAAGGUGCCAUCGCUUAUAUCGACCAGUAUGGCAGACAGGUAAUUGUCAACAAUGACAAGGAUUUACGUGAAGCACUCAGUCAGUCCAAAGGAAAACUCAAAUUGCAUACAACGUUGGCCGAUGGCCAAAUAAUGUCGGCAGUACAAGUCGCCGGUCGACAAACGCGAUCACACAGUGUGCCACCGCCAAUGGACCGAGGCUACCACUCCUACCCGCCAAACUCUCGUUCACCAUCAUCAAUGGAUUCAGCGCCACCAACCUACCGUAACCGAACAGCAUCACCGCCACCGGCUCCUUUGACAACUUACAAGAAACCACCAUUAAGCCCUGGAACCUAUAAUGAAAUUCCGAUGAAACCCCCUGGUUAUGGAUACAGCUACUCAACCUAUGCGCCAUACUACUCACAAAAUCUUCUUUAUGGUAUGCCACCACAUAGCGGAAUGCUUUUAAGAUUCCUUGCCAGUCCAUUUCCAUUCGGCUAUCACAAAAGCUUUGUUGGACCAAAUAAAUAUCAUCAUUUUGGUGGUCCAUGGGGUGGCUACAGAUACUACUCUCCAGGAUGGGGA